UUAGAGCCGGCGGGUGAUCAACGUCGGCCACCAAACCUGACCUCACGAUCGGUGUCCACAUUCUUUUGAUUGCGAAACGCUGCCGUAAGCUUUUCGUUGAACUUUGUGCCUUUGGUGUAUAAAUUCGACUCCGAAUUCCACCUCUGAACACCAUCGAAACAUCAUAAUCUCAUUGCUUUUGUUCAAAUCUUUUCUUGUUCAGCCUCUUCAGAGAAAGAUAGUCAUGUCUCAGACCACAGUCCUCAAAGUUGCUAUGUCUUGUGAAGGAUGUGUUGGGGCAGUGAAAAGAGUUUUGGGAAAACUGGAAGGUGUGGAAACAUAUGACAUUGAUUUGAAGGAACAGAAGGUGACUGUCAAAGGAAAUGUACCGCCAGAUACGGUUCUGCAGACUGUAUCCAAAACCGGGAAGAAGAGCGCCUUUUGGGACGCCGAGGGAACUGCCAGCCAAGCCUAAAACUGUAGUAGUUACCUGAGUCAUUGUUGCAAAUGUUAAUUGGGUAGUACUUCUAGCCAAAAAAAGUUGGUGGACUAUCAAUAAUUGUACAACUUGUAUUCUGAUGUAUUAUGUAUAUGCUGUGAUCUCAUGGUACUGUAUGUUUUUGUAAUCAACCUUAUCAUACAAAUCUUGCAGAACGCAGCUGAUUGACCAGAAAUUGGCUCUCGUUGAUUGAUUGACGAACUUUAGGCUUAUGUUAAUAUUACUCUGUCAUUGAUUUA
Molecule: messenger RNA, 717 nt
Organism: Prosopis cineraria
Lineage: Eukaryota; Viridiplantae; Streptophyta; Magnoliopsida; Fabales; Fabaceae
Product: copper transport protein ATX1-like
Exons: 3
Coding region: 224-454 (76 amino acids)
Molecular function (GO): metal ion binding
Source: RefSeq, a predicted model, not a curated record